Stomoxys calcitrans (stable fly) is the source of this 1860-nucleotide messenger RNA. RefSeq names its product WD40 repeat-containing protein SMU1 (gene Smu1). Bases 75 to 1604 code for a protein of 509 amino acids. Gene Ontology annotation, molecular function: protein binding. Gene Ontology annotation, cellular component: precatalytic spliceosome. Gene Ontology annotation, biological process: mRNA splicing, via spliceosome. The transcript has 4 exons. The record is from RefSeq and is a predicted model, not a curated record. Lineage: Eukaryota; Metazoa; Arthropoda; Insecta; Diptera; Muscidae.
CGAACCAAAACAAAAAAUAAAUAAAAAUAAAUUAAAAAUUUCCAGAAGUUCACGAGUUUAUAAAGCCUAUCACUAUGUCUAUUGAAAUUGAAUCUGCAGAUGUUAUCCGUUUGAUACAACAAUAUCUAAAGGAGUCAAAUUUAUACAAAACCCUACAGACUCUGCAAGAGGAGACCGGCGUUUCCCUGAACACUGUCGACAGUGUUGAUGGCUUUGUCCAGGAUAUAACAAAUGGCCAUUGGGAUACGGUGUUAAAGGUUACACAAAGUUUAAAGCUGCCAGACAAAAAAUUACUUAAUUUGUAUGAACAAAUUGUUUUGGAGCUAAUCGAGCUGAGGGAAUUGGGUGCUGCUCGUUCACUGUUGAGACAAACGGAUCCAAUGAUUAUGCUGAAACAACAUGAGCCAGAAAGAUACAUACAUUUGGAAAAUAUGUUGCAGAGAGCCUACUUUGAUCCCCGAGAAGCUUAUCCCGAAAACAGCAGUAAGGAAAAACGGCGUAGUAUUAUAUCUCAAGAGUUGAGUGGAGAAGUCCAUGUGGUACCAUCUUCCCGUUUAUUGGCUCUCUUGGGCCAAGCUUUAAAAUGGCAGCAACAUCAGGGCUUAUUGCCACCAGGUACAACAAUUGAUUUGUUCCGCGGUAAAGCUGCCAUGAAAGAUCAAGAAGAGGAAAUGUAUCCCACGCAAAUGUUUAGACAAAUUAAAUUCGGACAAAAAUCUCAUGUGGAGUGUGCACAAUUCUCCCCUGACGGUCAGUAUUUGAUUACUGGGAGUGUUGAUGGUUUUCUAGAGGUAUGGAAUUUCACCACGGGAAAAAUAAGAAAAGAUUUAAAGUAUCAAGCCCAAGAUCAGUUUAUGAUGAUGGAACAAGCCGUAUUGGCACUGUCGUUUUCUCGAGAUUCUGAAAUGGUGGCAUCUGGUUCUCAAGAUGGCCAAAUUAAGGUGUGGCGAAUAAUGACGGGCCAAUGUUUAAGGAAAUUUGAAAAAGCCCAUUCGAAAGGCAUAACAUGCUUGCAAUUUGCCAGAGAUAACAGCCAGGUUUUGAGCGCUUCCUUUGAUCACACAAUUCGCUUGCAUGGUUUAAAGUCCGGCAAAAUGCUGAAGGAAUUCAAGGGACAUACAUCAUUUGUGAAUGAGGUAACAUUUACCCCAGAUGGCCAUAGUAUUUUAAGUGCUUCCUCGGAUGGAACAGUCAAGGUGUGGUCAUUGAAAACAACAGAAUGUUUGUCUACCUACAAACCUUUGGGCAAUGAGUUGGCAGUAAAUACUGUGUUGAUAUUACCAAAAAAUCCCGAGCACUUUAUAGUUUGCAAUCGAUCCAAUACAGUUGUCAUUAUGAAUAUGGCUGGACAAAUCGUAAGAUCCUUCAGUUCGGGUAAGAGAGAGGGUGGUGCAUUUAUAGCUGCUAAUUUAUCACCUCGAGGAGAAUUUAUAUAUUGUGCUGGUGAAGAUCAGGUGUUGUAUUGUUUCUCAGUAUCCUCGGGAAAGCUGGAGAGAACCUUAAAUGUGCAUGAAAAGGAUGUCAUUGGUUUGACUCACCACCCACAUCAAAAUUUAUUAGCAACAUACAGUGAAGACGGACUAUUAAAAUUAUGGAAACCUUAAAGCAAUUACUAGCACAUGUAAUGUAGUUUUUACUUCUUUUUUCUAUAAUUAGGGAUAGUUUUUUAUGCAAACUAUCGAAUAUUUGCUACAAUGGAACCCAUAACAUUUUUAGAUAUACAUACAUAUGUAUGAGUGUGCGUUGCGUCUUUGGUCGUUGCACAUCCAAUCAUCUUGUAAAAAUGGGGUUCAAUUAAAAAUUAUGCAAAAUAAACUUUACAAAGCUAAAAAUAAAUGUAUGCAGAGACAAGUAUACACA